Bipolaris sorokiniana ND90Pr is the source of this 894-nucleotide messenger RNA. RefSeq lists its product as uncharacterized. Bases 1 to 894 code for a protein of 297 amino acids. NCBI's taxonomy places the organism in Eukaryota, Fungi, Ascomycota, Dothideomycetes, Pleosporales, Pleosporaceae. The transcript has a single exon. The record is from RefSeq and is a predicted model, not a curated record.
AUGGCAUCCCAACGAUUAAUCGACACCACCUCGCGGGUGCGCAAGAAGCCCAUGCGCAUCCUUGUCCUAGGCAUGUGCCGCACCGGCACAACCACCAUCACCCUCGCACUCCGCAAACUAGGCUUCACCCCCCACCAAAUGCGCAACGUGCUCUCCAACACCUCCGACCUCACUUUGUGGCAAGAAGCAAUCAACCUCACCUUACUCCCACCUUCAGACCGUCCCUCCUAUCAACGCAACCAAGCGCCGUAUGGGAAAGAAGACUUUGACAAACUCCUCGCGGAUUACGACGUCGUGACCGACCUGCCAGGCUGUCUGUUUGCAAAAGAACUAGUAGAAGCGUAUCCCGAUGCCAAAGUCAUUCUCACUCUACGCAAUUAUGCAGAUUGGGAAAGUAGCAUGCGGGAAAGUAUCUGGUGCCUGGAUACAUGGCGCUUAUUUACUUUCUGUCGCCAAUUCAAUCUCACGCAACUAGCACCGCUGAUGCAGCUUGUGCAUUCGGCGUUCAAAGUGCAUAGUGGGAAUCAGUAUGGCGGGGCUGCGUCGAAAGCGGCGUACGAGAGGCAUUAUGAGGAGGUGAGGAGUGUGGUUCCUAACGAGCGGCUGCUGGAGCUUGAUAUGGAUGGGGAGGUGGGGUGGGAGGCGUUGUGUGGGUUUUUGGGGGUGGAGGCGCCCAAGGAGGGGUUUCCGGUUGUGCAGGAGGAGAAGGCUAUGCGGAGGGGGUUGGAGAGUGCGUGGUGGGGCAUGGUACAGUACUUCGUCUUAUUGAUUCUGUUGCCGGGAUCGGUGGUUGUUGGGUCGUACUUUUUGUUCGUGUAUGCGGAUGUGCUGAGGGAAUAUAGGGAUAUGGUACUUUUGAUGGUGAAGAAGUAUAUGGAUACUGGAGAGUGGUAA